AUGUCAUCAGUGUGUUGUGACCAGACGAACUCAGUUGCAGAAACGUUUACUCACCGGCACGCCUACGAACCCUCGCAAUGGAGUCGAGACAACGAUUCUCUUAUAUUGUCUCGAUUGAUUGAUUUCUUUCUUUCUUUUUCUCUUUCUUUCUUUCGUUCUUUCUUUUCAAUUUCUUUCUUUCUUUUCUCUUUCUUUCCUUCUUUUUCUCUUUCUUUAUUUCUUUUCUCUUUCUUUCUUUCUUUACUUCUUUCUUUCACUUUUCUCUUUCUUUCUGUCAUUCUUUUUUUCUUUCAUUCCUUCUUUUCUCUUUUUUCUCUUUCUUUAUUUUUCUCUUUCUUUCUUUCUUUUUCUCUUUCUUUAUUUCAUUCUUUUUCUCUUUCUUUCUUUUUCUCUUUCUUCUUUCUUUUUCUCUUUCUUUCUUUUCUUUUUCUCUUUCUUUCUUUUUCUCUUUUUUCUUUCUUUUUCUCUUUCUUUCUUUUCUUUUUCUCUUUCUUUCUUUUUCUCUUUCUUUCUUUUUCUUUCUUUUUCUCUUUCUUUCAUUAUUUUUCGCUUUCUUUCAUUUUUCUCUAUCUUUCUUUCAUUCUUUAUUUUCUCUUUCUUUCUCUCUCUCUCUCUCUCAUUCUUUCUUCCUUCCCAUUACAAAGUUUCCGGGAAUGA
Molecule: messenger RNA, 657 nt
Organism: Acanthosepion pharaonis
Lineage: Eukaryota; Metazoa; Mollusca; Cephalopoda; Sepiida; Sepiidae
Source: the annotation of a GenBank genome assembly